Molecule: messenger RNA, 1982 nt
Organism: Lotus japonicus
Lineage: Eukaryota; Viridiplantae; Streptophyta; Magnoliopsida; Fabales; Fabaceae
Product: increased DNA methylation 2-like
Exons: 2
Coding region: 243-1655 (470 amino acids)
Cellular component (GO): nucleus
Source: RefSeq, a predicted model, not a curated record
UCACUUGCCUAUUUCUCCUUCUUCUUCGUUUCGAGUUGAGACUGCAACAAAACCCUUGAGAAACCCUUCAAACUCUGCAGUCAGCAGCACACACACGCACCCUUCUGGAACGCUGCUCCUUCCUUCUCAUCUCGAAUCAAUACGCACCGUUUCAGCACGCACGAACUGGUUCGUACUUCGUUGGAGGAUUCAGCACCGAAUUUGGUAACUGCAUUGCAUGUCUAUAAUCCAUUCUUAGCACAAUGGAUCAGGGUAACAACAACAACCUAGAAACCCAGAUACCCAAUAAUGAUGAUCAGUGUUUUCUGUUAUUCUUCAUCAUGGGCACUUACUUUGGUCCUGACAUCAAAGGGCAAACCACCAAGAAAUCAGUGUUGCAAAGAGUAGCUGAGGGGCUACCUUCAUACACAUUGGAUCAACUCACCAAUUCUGUCAUGAAAGUUGUGGAAUUAGAGCAUAUUUAUUAUUAUAUACUUAGGAAUGCUGAUAAGAAACUCACAUUGAACUUACCCUUUUUGCGCCGAACCUUUGAAGGCGUAGAUCGCGCUGAAAAUUGCAAUUAUCCCCAGUUUUCUGAUAUGUUCCCACCUGAUUUGCAUCCCAUAUGUCGGUUUAAAAAUCGACAUAAAGUUGUUAACAGCAUUGUGUUUGUUAACAACCCUGAAGUUUUGUGCCAUAAGCUAGAGGAUGUUGAAAGGUUCAAGAGGCUGAGUGGGGUGAGUGAUUUCCAUGUGGACAGUGAAGCUGCAAGGCUGCACCUGCCUACUUGUUUUGAUGGCGGUGUUUUGCGUAACAUGCCGGAGGUUAACGAGAACGAGCCAUUGCCUACCUCUUGUACCGGCACUGGUUCUCAGAAGCCAAAAAGUGAUGAUUUUUCGGAGCUUCAGGAUCAUAGCCAUAGGCAACAUGCCCAUGCUGCGGCACCAGAGGAUGUUGAAAGGUUGCACACUUGUUUUGAUGGAAGUGUUUUGUGUAACAUGCCCGUGGAGAAGGCUGAGCCUAAUGAAAACGAACCAUUGCCUGCAUUUCAGUCUUGUACCAGCACUGGUUCUCAGAAGCCAAAAAGUGAUGAUUUUGCUGAGCUUCAGGAUCAUAGCCUUAGGCCACAUGCCCAUGGUGCGGCACCUAUCAAGAGUGUGCCUUGUGAUGAUGCGAAUGUGAUGUGCGGUUACACGGUGCCUGGCGAUGAGAAUGAUCCUGAUAAAGUCGGUCCGGCCAUGUUGUUCCUUCCUUCUCGCCCUACUGAGAACGAAUGGUCUGACAUUGUGGCUGCUACCAAGAAUGGAUUUGGAUUGACCGGAAGUGCGGCUAUGGGGCGGGCAGGACCAAUCAUAGGACUUGUGGACAUUGGAGAGUGUGAAGAUUCAUACCUAUUUCGCAUGUCUCUCCCGGGAGUGAAGAGGGAUGAAAGGGAAUUCAGCUGUGAGGUUGACACCGAUGGUAAGGUACUGAUAAGUGGAGCAACUACAACAGGAGAGAAGACGGUAUCCAGGUACUCUCAGGUGUUUGAUAUGCAAACUCAAAACCUUUGCCCACCGGGCCCUUUUUCCAUCACAUUUCAGCUCCCCGGCCCUGUUGAUCCGCAUCAAUUUUCGGGUAAUUUUGGCACUGAUGGAAUUCUUGAAGGAAUUGUUAUGAAAAGGAAACCUACAUGAUAGCGAAGCUUUGUCUGAUUAGAAUCCUUGCUUUCAUACCACCAAGCAGCAACAAAGGUUAAUAUAUGUUAAUGCAAAAUGUCAUCAAUAGAUGAGGUUUUGAGUGACCAUGUCGGCAUGUCCUGUAUAGUGUUUAUCCUUAGUUUAUUAUUUUGUGUUUAUGAUGUACAUGCUUAGAUGGUCACUGACAUUUUGUGCCUGUACAAUUGCCUGUUAUAUGGUUAAUUAAGCCAUUUUGUUGGAUAUAUCCUCCACUGAUGAGUAUAUUAAAUUCUCUUGAGACAAGAAAUUUAAAGUCUUUAGUAUGAUAGAUAGUGAUUCAUCAAC